GGCUCCCGGGGUGAUCCCUGCCGCCGCCGCCGCCGCCUCCUCGACCCGGUGCCCCUGCCAGUCGGCCCCGCCGCAGUCAUGUGCGACAAGGAGUUCAUGUGGGCCCUGAAGAACGGGGACCUGGAUGAGGUGAAGGACUACGUGGCCAAGGGAGAAGACGUCAACCGGACGCUAGAAGGUGGAAGGAAGCCUCUCCACUAUGCAGCGGACUGCGGACAGCUUGAAAUCCUGGAGUUUCUGCUGCUAAAAGGAGCAGAUAUUAAUGCUCCAGAUAAACAUCAUAUUACCCCCCUUCUGUCUGCUGUCUAUGAGGGUCAUGUUUCCUGUGUGAAAUUGCUUCUGUCAAAGGGUGCUGAUAAGACUGUGAAAGGUCCAGAUGGACUGACCGCCCUUGAAGCCACUGACAACCAGGCAAUCAAAGCUCUUCUCCAGUGAUGGAUGGAGGGACUGAUAACUUGGGAAGAAUGGCUCUCCUGUGGCCUCACACUGCUGCCUGUCUGUCUGUCACUCUCUAUCUGCCAGCUUCUUCAGCUAAAUACUUUUAAGAGGGGUGAGGGGAGAGAAAUUCAUAACAAAUCAGACUACUGGGGGAAAACUGAUCGGGCUUUUAUUGGGAUUCCUGAUCAAGCCAGCCUCUUUUCCAUUUCUAGUAAAAUACACAGCUUAACCCAAGGGAGAGCAAAGACACAGUGGACCAGGAUUGCUGGACCUUCUCAGCUCCCUAGCUAAUGUAUUAAUCCGUGUGUUAAAGGUCUGAGUACAAGAAGACCAACUCUACUUACUUGGUAGCCCUCGCUGCAAGCAGUAGUGGCUGCUGCGAUGUCAACUUAGGGUGCUGAGAUAAGCAAUUAGCUACAGCCUUCUGCCUUAAGAUUGCACUCUCCCGGGGGGUCCUGGCUAGUUAAGAGCGCCUGCCGCCUGUGGUUGGUGACCAAAAUCUUUCCUCAGUGACUCUAAGCUUUAUGUAAAAGCUCAGCUAAGUGGGGAGGGGUGUGCCCCCUAAAUGGCUGGGUGACAAAACUUGGAUUUUCUCUCCCCUUUCAUAUGGAUUUCAUGUCUCUUUAGAUAAAACUGACUAGUUUUAUUUAUAAAAUCUUAAAUUCUAGAAUUCUUAAAGGAGGAAUCAUUCCAGUGUGCUUAUUUUUUUUCCUCCUCUAGAUUCAGACCUUUAUAUAGCAUUGGAACACUUGGAGACUCCUGCUGGUAGUAAAAGGGGAUCUAAAAUAGAAUCAUAGCCAUAGCAUGUUAGUGUCACAUACAGAGAGCACAGUUGUCUUAGCUCCUUGGGUUUUCAUUUACUGUUUGAAUGAACUGACCUCAGUUGUAUUUGGAGAAUCAAAGAACAUUCUUUGCAAUGCCUCUCUAAGACCCAUCAUGGAUGCUGAUUCCCUAAUGCACCAAAGCUAUCACUGGGGUCAGAUUCCCUGUUUGGACCGAUCCCUUCAAAACCCCAUCCCUUCAAAAAUGUGCUCAAUACCGGGUGUCCCUGCACUGUUGAUGGGCUCCUGCUGAGCAUGUGCCACCCCACCUGCAGACGGUUUGUGUGUUUACUGACCACGCAUUGCAUAAAUGGGACAAGUCCAGAGUGCACUCCGUGUGCUUAGAACAUGUGCCCUAAAGUGGUGUUCUGAAGACUUGCUGAAAAUUUAGACACUCUUCCAGAUGUUUAUUUCAUGAGCAAGAAAAUUAAUCAAAACAUAGAAUCUUAACUUUGAUACCCUGCAUUUAAAGUAUUACGGUUACUUUGACUUGCCGUCCAUACAUAAGCUUUCUAAAAGUACUACAGUUUUCCUUAGCUAAGUCAUGCAAUAAUUGAAUGUACCUCAAAUUUUUAGGGGUGGGUGGGUUAGGGACUUGUAUUUGAAUUGUGGAUAAUAAAGAACUAAUGUUUUUUUUUAAGGCAAAUUCUAUAACAGGGUUAAACUACCAUUAAGAGCAGUCAGCCUGGCUAAUAACAAGUCUUCUUGAUCAGUAGCCCUCGUGUGUGUGUGUGUGUGUGUGUGUUCGUUAGUGUGUUCUCCCAUGAACCCUUUUUUAUCCUGUGGUUUUUUCACUCUCAACUAGCCUAACCCUGUAGCUUUCUUACGUUCAAAAAAAACAAUCACACAAGUUUAAAUACGUUAAUGUCUUUGGCUAACUGCUGUCUUGAUGCAGCCUGCUAGGGUUGGACGUCCUGAUGGGAAAUGGAGCGCGCUCUGCCAGCGUAUCACUAUCGACUUAGUGCCGCACGCUGUUUCGUUGUCUUCGUUGUCACCUCUUGGCAUAGGCUUGAGUUUUACCCUUCUGUGGUUUUCACCUUUCUUUUCAAAGUGUUCUGUUGUAGUUGGCUGUUGCAGAGAGUGCAUUAUCUUAUCAUUCCUCAGCUUGGUCUGCUUUCUACAGUCAUUAUGGUUUCAACACCAUGUGAUUGUCUUGUGUAAGUUUAUCCUGAUGUUCCAUGAUGCAGUAGAGGCUCUUUCACCUUCCCUUUUCAUUCUCAGCCAUUUUGAAAACCCUAUAAUUAUGAAGCAAUUGCUUGAGAAAAUAACAAACAUAGACUAGGAUAGACUGACCAAGAUGGUUUACAAGGUUUUUUUUUUUUUAGAUUAUUUAUAAUGUAUUUCUGAACUAUUUGGCAGAGAAAUUCUUAACACUUAAUGUGCUUAUUUUUGAGUAAAAGAUGCUAAAACUAUGUCUGCUUUUUGGUACUACACGCAUUAAUUAGCAAAAUAUUACAUUUUGUUCUCCAUGGCAAUACUAUUUAACAUUUCAAAAAAAACUUGCAUGUUCUGUACUUUUGUAUAAAAUCAAUCAUUUCGUAUGCAGUGUAUCAGGUCAAAGCAGGUGACUUGCCUGUUUGUGGUAAUGUACUAACAAGUUCCCCUGCAACUACAGAUCCACACAGCUCCUCAGUGCUCCGCCUGCCCCCACCCUUUCCAGAGCAGAGCACACUGUGUGACAGCUGCACACAGGCAGGCCUGUGAUCCGUUGAUUUCUUUCCCCAGAUAAUGGAUUUUAAAUUUACAUGGAUCGAUUUGAUUUUUUUUUUAAACUUCCACUGAGCUGCUCUUUUCUUCCAUGCAAUAGUGCAUACUCAGUUGUGUGUAGAAGAAGCUGGUAAGAGUGCCCUCCUACAUAAAUAAGCAAUUGCAGUGUUUUGCAUGCAAAAUUUUAAAAAAAUUGAAUUGUCCUGAUUCUAUUUUGUAAAUGGAGAAACAAUCAUAUCUUUCUAAGCAGUAUGGAGAAAGACUUGCUUUGUGCAUUUUGGGUAUAUAUGAGUUCAUUUUUCCACAAUGUCAUUACUUUUGACACAAUUGAGUUUCUCAUAAGUAUCCUAGCUCAUGUACAUCCGAAUGCGAACUAAUACUGUGUUUUAAGUUUUGUGUUGCAAGAACAAAUGGAAUAAACUUGAAUUGUGCUACAGCUGA
Molecule: messenger RNA, 3407 nt
Organism: Jaculus jaculus (lesser Egyptian jerboa)
Lineage: Eukaryota; Metazoa; Chordata; Mammalia; Rodentia; Dipodidae
Gene: Mtpn
Product: myotrophin
Exons: 4
Coding region: 79-435 (118 amino acids)
Biological process (GO): regulation of barbed-end actin filament capping
Cellular component (GO): nucleus; cytoplasm
Molecular function (GO): protein binding
Source: RefSeq, a predicted model, not a curated record